Thermochaetoides thermophila DSM 1495 is the source of this 1266-nucleotide messenger RNA. RefSeq names its product serine/threonine-protein kinase-like protein. Gene Ontology annotation, biological process: regulation of vacuole fusion, non-autophagic; vacuolar protein processing; protein phosphorylation. Bases 1 to 1266 code for a protein of 421 amino acids. The transcript has 3 exons. Gene Ontology annotation, molecular function: protein serine/threonine kinase activity; ATP binding. NCBI's taxonomy places the organism in Eukaryota, Fungi, Ascomycota, Sordariomycetes, Sordariales, Chaetomiaceae. Gene Ontology annotation, cellular component: Golgi apparatus; cytoplasm. The record is from RefSeq and is a predicted model, not a curated record.
AUGGCCCAAGUCGUUCUCGAUCUGCUCUCCUCCCUGAGCGGCUGCCUCAGCUGUUUCCCCAGCUCGCCCACACUCAAGGUGAACAGUCGUAGUCUGAAGAUUCUCCGGCUGUUGGGCGAGGGCGGCUUCUCCUACGUCUACCUAGUCCAAGACACCUCUUCCUCUGAGCUCUUCGCCCUCAAGAAAAUCCGCUGUCCCUUCGGCGCCGAGUCCGUCGCGCAAGCCAUGCGCGAGGUCGAAGCCUACAAGCUCUUCGCCCACAGCAAGGGCAUCAUCCACGCAGUCGACUACGCCAUCGCCACGGAGCGGGGCGGCGGCGAGGAGAGCAAGACUGUUUAUGUUUUGCUGCCGUACUACAGGAGGGGCAACUUGCAGGACAUGAUUAACGCAAAUCUGGUCAACCACACGCGGUUCCCUGAGAAGAGGCUGAUGUGCUUGUUUCUGGGGGUGUGUAAGGCGCUGAGAGAUAUGCAUCAGUAUCGGGGUCCGGGACUGGGGGGCCAGGGGGCGACGGGCGGGCAAGCUGAGAGGAUGGAGGUACCUAGCAGGGGGAAGGGGAAGGGGAAGGGGAAGGGCAAGGGCGGGCAGAGUGCUGGACGGGAGGAUGAGGAGGAGGACGAGAAUGAGCAGCAGAAGCCGCUAAUGACGGAGGAUGAGAGGAUGCCGGCUCCGGCGCCCGGGCAGGUCAGGAGUUAUGCACAUCGGGAUAUCAAGCCUGCAAACAUCAUGAUAUCUGACUCCGGCACCGACCCAAUAAUCAUGGACCUGGGCUCGAUCGCCGAGUCCCCGCUCCCCAUCACCUCUCGCUCGCUAGCCAUCGCCACCCAAGAUAUUGCCGCCGAACACAGCACCAUGCCCUACCGCGCCCCCGAGCUCUUUGACGUCAAAACCGGCUCCGUCAUCGACACCAAAGUCGACAUCUGGUCCCUCGGCUGCACGCUGUACGCCUGUCUGGUGGGCAAAUCCCCGUUCGAAAUGCGCAGCGACGAGACGGGCGGGAGUCUGUCCAUGUGUGUGAUGAGUGGGGAUUGGCGAUUUCCGGAUGAGGGGCCGGGAGCGGCGGGGGGUAAGGGGAAGGGGAAGCAGAUUGGGGGCGGGCAGGGCCAGGGGGCGAACGGGAGGGCAGAGGAGUAUAGGAUUAGCGAGCCUAUUCGGGAGGUGGUUAGGAGGUGUUUGAGGGUCGAGCCGAGUGAACGACCGGACAUUGAUGAGCUGAUUGAGAUGGUUGAGAAGGUGGUGGAGGAGUUGCCGGAUGACGAGGAGUAG